Messenger RNA from Kickxella alabastrina, 587 nucleotides. RefSeq lists its product as uncharacterized. The record is from RefSeq and is a predicted model, not a curated record. The transcript has a single exon. The coding region runs from base 191 to 532 and encodes 113 amino acids. NCBI's taxonomy places the organism in Eukaryota, Fungi, Kickxellomycota, Kickxellomycetes, Kickxellales, Kickxellaceae.
UUGAAAGAAAAGGCAUCUGUUGGAAUUAUAAUCUCGAUUUCGGUGGUGGUGGUGGUGCAUUCAACUUACUCUUAUUUUGUUUUGACUGCUUCUGUUUUAUUCUGUUUCUUUUUGCUCUUGCUAAAUCCCAACAAAAAAAUAAGAAGAGAAACUAGAAUUCAAAAAAAAAACAAAAAAAACCGAAUUGGAAAUGAAAAAAGAGGGUUUAGAAUUAGCAAAAAAAAUAUAUAAUAGAAUAUUAAAAGGGUGUAUUAUGCUAGGGUUGCUGGUUUUGUUGAAGAAGACUACGACAACGUCCUUUUUUUUUUUGUUUUUGUUUUUUAUGGUAAAAAAUAUAUAUAAUAGUAUGCUGGUAAUAAAAAAAUUGACGAAAAGUAGAAAAAUAUAUAUUAUAAAAGGAAAAAAAGGGGGAGAGGAGCGAGAAAAGAUGAACAGAAAGCAAAAACAACAACAAAAGCAACAAGCAGUCUGCGAAGAAAGAAAGAAAACAACAACAAAGGAGAAGAAAAAAAGAAAGAAAAAUGGGGGGUAGGAGUGAUUACAACAAAAAAAUUGCAAUUUUUUUUACUUUUUUUUUUUUUUUUUUU